AUUACGAGAGAGGUGUGGUCCUCUCCGUGUAACUAGGUUGUAAUGGUUGUAAAAAAAAAAAUAAUGUUUAUUCUUUUAGCUGCUUUGAAUACUGCCCAUUGGCUUAAUGUUGCGUCCGUAAUAUAAUUAGGUUAACGUACUCCACCGCCUGCCGCCAGUUUGCGAACUGGAUAAAGCUGGGAUCACUCUUCUUGCGGUCUUAGCAUACAAAAAAUGUCGACCUGGGUCGAGCACAUGAAUGAACUCGUCACGAAAGCAUGUUUUCACGAUGGCCGCGGAUGUUCGUCUUGAUGCGACUGCUGGCCUGGGGGCUACUAGGGGCUUCGUGCUCUACAAUCCAAUCGUCCGCGGUAGUACACUCCGUAGUAGAAAACUGGGACCACUGGUUGUGGUUCGCUAGGGAAGACGUUGCCGAACUAGGACUCUAUUCGAAAUUACUGACCUUUUAUCCUGCGCAUUUUCAGCGGAUCAACCGCACCGCAUUGUCGGGUAGUGGAAGAGACGAACUCCGAGCUCGCCUGCGAGGCUUUCGCAAUGCUACAGAUGCAAGAAUCGAACGUCGGAAAGUCCUACUUGAGAAAGGCAAGAAGUUGUGGUCAUCCUCCUCGACAUCAAAUAGAAAUAGCUUUUCUUCUUCCUCUUCUACUAGCUUCUUGACGUCGACUCAGCACUUGCAAGAUAGGAUCCGGCAAUUUCCAGUGUUGGGAUAUGGAAUUUUCGAUGCUUCUAGGACACGGCACGGUCAGCCCUUCUUCAGUAGAGAUUGGGAUAUGUCAACGUUGAGGGAGCAGCAUGACCCGACGUGGCGAUCUGUAUUGCGGAUGUGCGACUUUAUCAGCUCCUCUUUGUCGGGCGAUCAUGAUUCUACGACUACUACAACUAGUACAACUAGUACAAGGAAAGGAAGUCCUGGAAUCUUGACAAUCUUGACACCCGAAUUGAUCAUGCGGAUCAUCCGUGAACCACAUGCGAAAGGCGAUGCGGAGAGUACGGAGAAUCGACCCGACUGGCAAAGUGUAGCAGAGAAGCGCAGUGAAAAGAUGCGAUCGCUAAAUUACAACUCGCUGUUCCAGAAACUUUUAGGUGCGGAGUUGCGGGACCACGAACAAGAAGAAUUAGGAGGUGUAGUCGACGUGUUCCAAGUCAACAUCACUUCUCUGAUGAAGAUGAAAAGUAGAAGUCCUGACCAUCUACGGCGGCAGCCUCAUUUCGUGCCACUUUUGAUCCACAUAGGCUGGGCUGCAGUGGGUGACGCACUUGCAAGCGCCCGAAAAGGAACAGAUGACGAGAAAAGACGACUCCUCGCCUUCGCUGAAGUGCUAGCAUCUUGGACACGCCAAGCUCGCGAUGUGCUCGCCAGGGACUGCUUGUGGAACUUCUUUUUGGAUCGCUCACAACUGGCACACUUUUUACUUUUAGCUGGUGCGGACGUCGUGGACGAGGGGUCCUCUUCUGCGAAGACAUCAAGGCAAGGGGACGCCGCUUUAUGGAGGAUGCUCCAAAAUCUGACAUUCUACAUCUACCCAGACGACAUUGCUUUUAGAGGGUGGGAUUACCUAUCAGCGUCCACCCGCGGCUUUUGGACUGCUGGGGUGUACCUGACACGCUUUUUUGCGAACGCCCUACCUGAUCGAGCACCGACAUCUUCUCAUAAGAUGUUGGGAGUCGAAACUACGAAGAAUCCGGAGGAUGCAGAUUACUUUGUAAUCCCCGAUUACGCCUUAGAGACGGAACAGACUGUGAAAAAACGCAUCACUCUGAGUUUGCCUUCGCGCUUAGCGGCUGCGCAACGACAGACCACUGCUACAGGGUAUGACCUUUUGCGAGAUUUGUUCACGGAUAAUGGCUACUCGACAGCUGACUUCGUGGAGCACUAUUGGGUACCCUUGCUAGCAGGGUCAGGACACGGAGAGGACGGUGAAAGCGUUAAUACAUCAACAGCACCAGCAAAGGUAGCAAGAUACGACCAGCAUCUUCUUGUGCCGUUUAACUCUCUCGAAAAUACAACUGAAGCGGGAAAGAACAGCAAGCUUGUGCCACACCCUCAGUCGGACUCCCUGUACUCGUUGUUGUACCAAGCGUUACACACUGCGGCUGACUUUCUCGUCAACGUGGCGUCUAGAUUAAGGCUCAACUUUCAUUGGUCACUAUUGAGAUUGGGGAGGUCACCAUUUAGAUUAUUCGAUUUCGAACAGGGGACCCCUUGAGAGAAUAGGGGAAAAAAAAGGGAAAACUACAAGGAGAGAGAAUAAUUCUACUACGAGGCCCGAUUCUGAGUCCUCUCGUUCCACCUUCAGAAAAGGAAUCAGUGACCACUGACUGCUGACCUCUUCCAACUAGAGUAACUGCCUUGCAAGUAGAGCGAAACGUGACGCAGACGAAAUGGUGGCGUAGACGCGGUGGCAGGGAUCAUAUCUACGUCUUUUCGAGCUCAGGAUGGGCAGAUUUUCACACUUCUAAUCUCCACAGAGGUACAACGGAGGACGGUAAAAAUCCGGAUAUUAGGAUAGACGGCCGCAGAGGAAGAGGUAGUAGUACUGCUACUGGUACUGGUACAUCAGAAGAGGAUACUAAACUCCACAGAGGCAAAGGUACUGGUACAGAAGAAGAUACGAAAAAACCUAAAGAUCCAAACCGCAUAGUUGACAAUGCCGUGGUAUUAACAGUGGAAGGGAGACCCAUUGAAGCUUCAGCGGAAUGGGAGAGAUGUGCGGAAUCCUUAGCUAGGAAAUACGCGGACGGAACAGGAGGAGUCAGCGCGGAAACCGGUACAACUACUUCAGCAUCAAAUUUGAGCACUUCAUCAGCGGUUGAUGAACGAAAGAGAAGCGACCGGCCUAUCAGCACAACAACUGCACCUCUCACCCUCUUCGACUCCGAAUCAGCUUUCAAUGCUUCUUUUCUCUAUUUGCAUCACUGCGCUUUGGGAGACUGCUUCGAUCCCGCAAAUGUGCGGCAUAUGACAGUCCCCUCUGUAGUCGACCAAGGAAAAGCGACUAAGCUGAUUCGUCACCAACAACAGCGCGAUGCGUGGGAGAAUCGCACCCAUCUUCUUUGUUUCCACGGUCGUGCUAGUCGGUUUGGAAGCUUCAUACCUGGAGACUUUACAAACAACGCGUACACGGCUGUGAACGAGACAGUGAGGCUCAAUUUGCAUUACGACUUGAUGGCGUGGGCGAAUGAAAAUAAAGCCACGAGGACGAGGACUGCCAAUGAGAGUGCGGCUGUGCUGGUCACCAGCACAAUUACAACACCUACUUCUUCGCCUACGAGCAUCAAAAACUCCUUGUUAACUGCAAAGAAAACCAAAGGUGUUGGCAACAUCAAUGGGAUUCACGUUGGUGAUUCGUUCGAUGGCCAUGUGUAUUCAAAAGUGAUCACGGAUUGCAAGUACUGUCUUGCACCUAAGGGUCUCACGAGUUACACGAGCCGCUUAUACGAAAGUUUUUUCGCGGGUUGCAUUCCCGUCUUGCUGUCUGACGAUUUGGAGGCGCCUUUCGAUUACGACUCAACAGCGACAUCGCCUAUUAUGACACCGCCACAACAGGAGACCAGCCACAGGGGUAUCGACUGGCGAAAAGCAGCCCUCUGGUUGCCGCAAGACACGCCACCACGCAAACUGUUAGCGUUUUUGACGCAACAUCGCCUACUUGGGGACCGUGUGGAUGCCGAGAAGGAGACUGCGCAGCAGACUUUGCGAGAGGCGUUGGACAUGGAGGACGAUAUAGUACGCCUCGAGGAUGCGGUGAGAGAUCAUAACACUUCUGUUAACGAAGAUAUCCCACGACGAGGUUCAUCCUUUGACGAAAACUUUCCACGGGCAAGGACCGGAAUCAAGGCAGAAGAUGGGAAACCAAGUACCAAAAGCUCGAGCUCAACAUCCGCUUCUCGCAACGCCCUCAAGUGGUCUACCCAACAGCCUCGCUUCUACUCGUUUCGAAAGAUGCUAAUGUAUGGGGCUGCUGCAGCCUGCUGGAUGGAUUACGUGGGUGCUCUAGGAGUCCCUGCUCACGACUGCUCACCCUAUAAAGCAGUGGUGAGUCGCUUGCGCGCGAUACGGAUAGCAGAGAGUAAUACAACGUGGGCAGACGCAGAUCCACAAAUUUGAUUCAAGAUGUAUGUACUCUAAUAUUUCUCAUGCUAGUAAGUUAUGGUAUCUGUAUCUCCACCUUCUUCUAAUGACUCAGCGAUUACUUUGUUCACUCAACUGAUUAUCCAUCUGAAACAACGACAACGGAAAACUAAACCUAGUAGGAGACCCCUCAAAGCAGGGAGUCAUUACUUGUAGUUCUUUUACUUUUUUUUCAGAUUCAGUCAGCUUAAAUUUUUGAGCUGUAAAAAAAAAU
Molecule: messenger RNA, 4346 nt
Organism: Amoebophrya sp. A25
Lineage: Eukaryota; Dinophyceae; Syndiniales; Amoebophryaceae
Source: the annotation of a GenBank genome assembly